CCGGCCGGGGGGUGUCCUGGGGGGCGCACAGUGCGGCCCCGCCCGCCCGCCCCGGUGUGCCUGUCUCGCUAACGUGUGCUCCUGUCUCUCUCCUCCCGUCCCCGUCCCUGUCCCGUCGCCCCCGGCCCCGCCCCGCGGCCCGCCCCCAGUCCAAGGAGCUGCAGAUCAAGAAGCAGUUCCAGGACACGUGUAAGAUCCAGACGCGGCAGUACAAGGCCCUGCGCAACCACCUGCUGGAGACCACGGCCAAGAGCGAGCACAAGGGCAUCCUCAAGCGCCUCAAGGACGAGCAGACGCGCAAGCUGGCCAUCCUGGCGGAGCAGUACGACCACAGCAUCAACGAGAUGCUCUCCACGCAGGCCCUGCGGCUGGACGAGACGCAGGAGGCCGAGUACCAGGUGCUGCGGAUGCAGCUGCAGCAGGAGCUGGAACUGCUCAACGCCUACCAGAGCAAGAUCAAGAUCCACACGGAGGCGCAGCACGAGCGGGAGAUCAAGGAGCUGGAGCAGCGCGUGUCCAUCCGCCGGGCCCUGUUGGAGCAGAGGAUCGAGGAGGAGAUGCUAGCGCUGCAGAACGAGCGCUCGGAGCGGAUCCGCAGCCUGCUGGAGCGGCAGGCCCGGGAGAUCGAGGCCUUCGACUCGGAGAGCAUGCGGCUCGGCUUCAGCAACAUGGCGCUGACGGGCAUCCCCGCCGAAGCCUUCAGCCAGGGCUACGCCGCGCCCCCCCAGCCCUGGCCCUCCCGCCCUGUGCCUCGCAGCGGCUCCCACUGGAGCCACGGUGUGCAGAACACCGCUGGCACCCCCCACGCCUGGCGCCAGCCGCCCCUGCUGGCCCCGCCCCCCUCCGCCUGGCUCCACCCGCCCUCCUCCGCUGCCUCCUCACCCGCCUCCGCCCCGGGGGGCCGGGCCAACGUGGUCAUGCUGCGGAACAGCCCCCAGCCGCUGCGGCGCACGGCCUCCGGCGGCCAGGCCGAGCCGGGCAUCAGCCGCUCGGCCAGCGUCACCUCGCACAUCCUUAACGGCUCGCACUACUCCUACUCCUGAGCCGGCCCCCUGCUCGGC
Molecule: messenger RNA, 1061 nt
Organism: Terrapene triunguis (Three-toed box turtle)
Lineage: Eukaryota; Metazoa; Chordata; Testudines; Emydidae
Product: serine/threonine-protein kinase TAO2-like
Exons: 3
Source: RefSeq, a predicted model, not a curated record